AUGGACCAGUCAUACGCUCCUCGGUCUCCCGAAUUGUCCGGAUACGCGCCUCGCUCUCCAGACUUGACCGCCUACCAACCCGUCUCUCCUCAAGGCCAGGAUCAGUACGUUCCCAAAUCGCCUGAUCUUUCUGGACUGCAACAACCCCAGCACUCUUACGCGUCCCAAAUACCUGCUCACUCUAGCUUCGGCCUGGAUCAGCACCAACAACAGCAGCAGCACAUUCCACAAACAUAUCCCCCUCAGCAGUCAGGUUACACACUAGGCCACCCUUCUCUACAACAGCCCUCGCAAUCAUAUCAAUCCGACCCCUACCAACAACAGCAACAAUUCGGCUUCGGUCAACAGUCUGCCUACCAACAGCAGUAUCCUCCUUAUCCCGAAAUGCCUGUCCAGACCCGUAACAGGGGUGUGCGCACGCCUGCCGAGGUCGGAAGCUACAACUACGACAAUGGCAACGUUAAAGAGGAGGAACCUGCAUGGGAACCACAACCCGCAGCACAGACACCUGCUCGUCGCGGCAGGAAGCCAAAGAGCGAGACUGGCAACGGUGCUGCUCCUCCAACUCCAAUGAAGAAGAUGGACACCGGCGGUGUUGAGGUCAAGACAAAGUUCCCGACUGCGAGGAUAAAGCGCAUCAUGCAGGCCGAUGAGGAUGUGGGCAAAGUGGCUCAAGUUACUCCAGUCGUAAUGGGUAUGUGUUUCCUGUUUUUAAUUCCUACCACUCUAUUUGCUAACACAUUCUGUANNGCCAAAGCACUCGAGCUAUUCAUGAUCCGUCUUAUUACCGCCAGCGCAGGCGUCGCAAAACAGCGUGGCUCGAAGCGCGUCCUCUCACAACACAUGAAGUCUGCAGUCAUGCAAGACGAUCAAUUCGACAACCUCAGAGACAUUGUAGGCCGCGUGCCUGAUGCCCCAGCAAAGGGUGCCAAUGGCGACGACUCCGAAGACGAGGAGAGCGCCCCCAAGAAGGGCGCAGGCAGAGGAAGAAAGGCAGGCGCAGGAGCUGGCGGUGGCAGAGGAAAGAAGAGAAGAGAUAGUGACGACUUCUGA
Messenger RNA from Aureobasidium musti, 1053 nucleotides. Lineage: Eukaryota; Fungi; Ascomycota; Dothideomycetes; Dothideales; Saccotheciaceae. The record is from the annotation of a GenBank genome assembly.